Messenger RNA from Mesitornis unicolor (brown roatelo), 1698 nucleotides. Its product is annotated as phosphatidylinositol 3,4,5-trisphosphate 3-phosphatase TPTE2-like. NCBI's taxonomy places the organism in Eukaryota, Metazoa, Chordata, Aves, Mesitornithiformes, Mesitornithidae. Gene Ontology annotation, molecular function: monoatomic ion channel activity; protein tyrosine/serine/threonine phosphatase activity; phosphatidylinositol-3,4,5-trisphosphate 3-phosphatase activity. The record is from RefSeq and is a predicted model, not a curated record. The coding region runs from base 1 to 1536 and encodes 511 amino acids. Gene Ontology annotation, cellular component: membrane; cytosol. Gene Ontology annotation, biological process: monoatomic ion transport; dephosphorylation; transmembrane transport. The transcript has 18 exons.
AUGACAACUGUGAGAUACGAACAAGGAUCAGAGCUGACAGAAGCUGCUGGCUCUCCAAAACCAGAAGAGCCCACAGUAAAGAUUGAUGAUGGUCGUGAUGAGGAUGAUGAACCAGACAGCUGUUCCAGUGCAAUAAGGAGAAAAAUAUCCCCAUUUGUGAUGUCAUUUGGAUUCAGAAUAUUUGGAGUUGUACUUAUCAUUGUGGACAAUAUAUUUGUUAUUGUGGAUCUGGCUGUCCUUGGGAAGAAGAAGUAUCUUUCAGAUAUUUUUGAAGGUGUUUCCCUGGCAAUAGCAUACUUCUUUCUCAUCGAUGUUCUCCUGAGGGUCUUUGUUGAAGGCUUUAGGAAAUAUUUCCAGUACAAACUGAAUAUUUUGGAUGCAUUCAUAGUGGUGGGCACUCUGAUAAUUAACAUGAUAUACACCUUGUCAGGCUUCACUGAAGUAAAUCAGAUUCCAAGAAUGGUUACUUUAUUCCGAGCUAUGAGAAUCAUCAUUUUAAUGAGAGUAUUUCGCCUGGCUUCGCAGAAGAAGCAACUUGAAAUGGUGACCCGGAGAAUGGUCUCUGAAAACAAAAGGCGUUAUAUGAAAGAUGGCUUUGAUCUGGAUCUCACUUAUGUUACUGAUCGCAUUAUUGCCAUGUCAUUUCCAUCUUCUGGGAAGCAAUCUUUCUAUAGGAACCCUAUAGAGGAAGUUGCAAGAUUUCUGGACACCAAACAUGCAGACCACUACAAAGUCUACAAUCUCUGCAGUGAAAAAGGCUAUGACCCCAAGUACUUCCACUACAGGGUGGAAAGGAUCUUUAUUGAUGACCACAAUGUCCCAGCACUACAGGACAUGGUAAAAUUCACUGCCAAUGUUCGUGAAUGGAUGAGUCAAGAUGAAAAGAACAUCAUUGCAAUUCACUGUAAAGGAGGCAAAGGCAGGACUGGAACAAUGAUCUGUAUCUGGCUCAUAGACAGUUACCAGUUUGAAAGUGCAAAGGAAAGUUUGAACUACUUUGCAGAGAGAAGAACUGAUAAAAGCACAAGUACCAAGUUUCAAGGAGUUGAAACUCCAUCCCAGAGUAGGUAUGUUGGGUAUUAUGAGAUACUGAAAAACAAGUAUGACUCGAAACUCCCACCAGAGAGACAACUCAAAAUAAAAAACUUCAAAAUCCAUUCUAUACAUGGAGUUGGGAAAGGCAAUGGAACUGAUAUGAAGGUGCAGGUAAUAGUGAAGAAACAAGUUGUACUAGAAUGUGUAUGUGCCAGUCAAGGAAACUGCAAGCUCUUCUUUGAUUCUGAGAGUGACUCUGUAGUCAUUGCUGUGGAAGACAGCCCUGUUAUAAGUGGUGAUGUGAAAGUCAGAUUUGAAUCGCAGUCUGAUCUCUUAAAAGGCUAUGAUGACUGCCCUUUCUUCUUCUGGUUUAACACUUUCUUUAUUGAAAAUAACAGACUUUACCUUCCCAGAAAUGAGCUGGAUAACCCUCACAAGUCUAAAACAUGGAAAGUCUAUAGAGAGACAUUUGCUGUGGAGGUGAACUUCACUGAACCAUAAAGGAAAGCUGAAAGAAGGGAAACAUGUAAAAUUAAUCUCUUUUCCUGGAGAAUGUCUUGCUGCUUCAGUAUAAAGUGAAGUAGUCACAUUUUGGUGCACUUAAUGUAUUUCUGUGUAGAUACAAUUUCUCAAAUAAAUGAAGUUCUGUUGUGCAGAGCAAUA